GGUUAUAGGUGUUGUACACAGAGAGAGGAAAGCUCAGUCAGCUCCGGCCAGUCUCCGACGUCUGACCUGCUCUCUGCUCUGCUCUGCUCUCCUUUGGCUAUUUUUCUGGCUCGAUCCUUUCGGUUGUUUUCUUGGCCGAUCCAUCCACGCCUUGCGGACGUGGGCGACCGAAUGUAACGGCCACAUUCAAAUUGAUUCAAUCCCAACAUUCAUCUCAAAAGAGAAACAGAAAGCCGCUGAUGCGUCGUCGUGUGCCCGCUGUUUGUGUGUGAAAACCCUUUCCAACAGAAGAUAAUCAUCAUCAUUAUUAUUAUUAUUGUCAUAAUCAUUAUCACUGGCUCAAGUCUGUUUGUGCCGGCAGCAACGAAGAGACUCCUUUGGUGGGCGGCAAUGGAUCAGACACAGUGAAAGUUGAUGAUUGACCGAGCGGUGGUGAUUGGGGCACCGCAACGCAUUUGACAGACUUGAUUUUUCUCUCUCUUUUCUCUCUCUCACGAGAAGGCCGUUUCUGUUUUUCUUUUCUUUUUUUCCAGCUGGAAAAUUGAAAAGUCUGGCCGCCGUGUGCGUGGGAAAUCGAGCGAAACUAGUCGAUAGAUUGAUGGAGAAGAGAUCGAAAGAUUGAUCUACAACUCGGCGAUCCAACUCGUGUGCGCUGUGUGGCAGUGCUUAGAGUGAGCGAGAACUGUAGAUGCAACCUUAUAUAGACCUUUUAUACUAUCGAGUCUCAUUGGUUCUACCAACAGCGUGUGGGCAUCAAAGGCCAAAACAAACCAAACACACACAACUCAUUCCCAUCGUUCAAGUGUUUUUUAAUCGGUUUCUAAUGAUUGCCACAUUGUCAUUGUCGUCGUCCGCUUUUGGCGAGUCCUAAACGACCGGCUUUUUACAAUCGUUUGAAUUUGGCGCUCACCAAUCAAAUCGUCGAAUUUCUUCAUCAACCGUUUGAUUCUUCGUCUUCUGCACAAUAAAAGGAGAACCGCCGGUUUUUCUUUUGACACAAGAGGCCACAGCCAAGUCUACCGCCCAACUUGACUUUUGGGUCCCUUCAUUCCGUCUGGGAGGUCAUGCGUGGUGAGUGGUGGUGAUGGCCGCCGAAUGGAAACUUUGGAUGAUGACGACGACCGUCUUACCCCUGCCACUCGUCUCUUCCUCCUCGUCAGCGUCGCAUCCGCCGACGCCGCCACUCCUGUUGCCUUCCACUUAUCCACCUGAUGAUUACCUCCUCUCGGCCAGCUACAACAACAGCAACAACCACACGACUUGGUCCUAUUACGGCGGUGGCGUCAAUUCGUCGUCGUCGUGGCUGGCGACGGCCACGACCUUGUUGAUGUCGACGACGACGACAAGUGGCGUCGAUUCGAUGGAGUCGUCGUCCUCGGAGGAGGAAGAUGAGCGGUUCCCGGCCUACGUGAGUUUGCUGAUGAUGUUGUCGUGCGGUUUGAUCCUGGUGGUGGGCCUGGUGGGCAACUGCCUCGUGCCCGUCGUCAUCUGGAACAACCGCGACCUGCGCAACUCGACCAACCUCUUCCUGCUCAACCUGAGCCUGGCCGACAUCCUCGUCCUCUGCGUCAGCAUGCCCACCGUCCUCGUCGAGAUCUACGAGCGACGCGACACCUGGAUCUUUGGCAAAGUCAUGUGUAAAUUGGUGCCGUUCGUGGAAUUGACGGUGGCCCACGCCUCGGUGUUGACUAUCUUGGCCAUCUCCUUCGAGCGCUACUACGUCAUCACCCGUCCGCUGAGGGCCGGCUACACUUGCACCCGCAUGAGAGCCCUUUUCAUCAUCCUGGCCAUUUGGGUCCUCGGAUGCAUCACCUCCAGUCCCAUGUUGUUCCUGGCCAACUAUUUGGAAGCCGACGAGAACACGGCAGGAUCGUCUGCCGGCUGCGUGACGCAGGCCAACACGUUCUGGUCGGUUUUCUACUACAUCGCCGCCAUUUGCCUCUUCUUCUUGUUGCCCUUGAUCGUCCUCGUCCUCAUCUACUCCGUCAUCGCCCGUCACUUGGUCGCCGAUCCCUGCACCGCCUCCAAUCAUCGCAUCCAGGUGCAAACGUCGGCGUCGGUGGCGGCCGGAACGGAUCACGUCAACCCCAACUUGCGGGCCCGUCGCCAGGUGGUGUCGAUGCUGGGCACGGUGGUCGUCUUCUUCUUCAUCUGCCUCUUGCCCUUCAAGAUCUUCACGUUGUGGUUCAUCCUGACGUCGGACGAGGACAUCCAGAUGAUGGGACCCGAGACGUACUACCACGUGCUCAACUUUUGUCGAGUCAUGUUCUACCUCAAUUCCGCCAUCAAUCCCAUCCUCUACAACGUCAUGUCAUCCAAAUUCCGGACGGCCUUCCUCAAAGCCCUUGGCUUCACGUGGGCCGGCCGGCGCAAGCGGCUCCUGCGCCACCUCAGCCGCCAGAGCACCUUCAACACCACCACCACGUCCGGCACGGCCUCACACUCGGCCACCACCAGCAACAGUGAGCACCAGCUCAUCAAGCGGAUGACCAAGGAGGAUCUCCUGGCGGCCGCCAACAGUCCCCGACCCGUCCUGCAAAAGUACGGACGCCAGGGCAGUUGCACCGCCGCCAACCGGGCGUCCAGCAAACCUCUGCUGACGGCCACUCUCUCGACCACGUCCCACACCAGCGUCGUCAAUCCGACCGAAUCCUCGUCGUCUGCACACCACACAGACAGUCACGUCUGAAACGCCAACCCAACCCCCAAACCCGUGAAUCAAUCCGAGGAAACGAACAAAAAACAAACCCAACUGAUGGAUCUCAUCUUUUUUUUGAAAAAAAGGCAAUUUCGCGCCACCAACCAAGUAAAAAGCAAAUCACUGACACAAAUCUCCGUGCACAAUUUUUCCGACAUUCUGAUUCUUCAUUUCGAAAUUUUCACCUUUCUUCUUCUUCUUUUCGGCUGCAAAUUGAAUUCGAAAUGCCGGGGCGUCGUCGUCCGUAUGUCCUUGUGUACCUCAUCCAUUAAUCCUUCUACCCUCAUCAGGACAUUGCGACUCUCGUGACUUGACUAUCAUCAUAUCUCCUUGUCUCUUUGUAUGUUUAUCUAAUCCGAUAUGAUGCCGUUUAUUUUUCCAAACUCUUUUCUUCAUUUUCUUCAUAUUUUUUGGACUGGAUUAAUUGGUUGGAUUCAACGGUCAAGUCAAUCAAUCCAGGCUGGUGUUUGUUAUUUUUGGUUUUCAGUUUCGUCGUCGCAAACAAAACAAACUAUUACGGUAUGCAUUCUUCAACGUCAUAUAACAUUACCUUAUCCUCUUAUCUGCAUCCCAUUCAUUGACAAACAUUUAUAUACAAACGAUCAUCGUAAUGGCCAGUAACUUGUCUGAAUUUCAAAAGAGACAAAUGACUGAACAGUGCGUUGAAACUGUGAUGACGCCUGAGAACAAAACAAAAAUUGGACGCGUUAAAUGAUACACCGUAAUACGAUGCUAUAGAAAUCUCUAUUUAACACUUUUAUUUAUCCCCCUUUCACGAUUACGUGUCUUAUUACGUCAUUUCCCGAAUUUGUUAAUCAAUUGUUUCAACCUCUUCUCCUCCGCUCGUUCGUUCAAUGUUUCAACACCUUAUACAAUCAAAUAUAUAUGAAUUCCGAUCGCG
Messenger RNA from Daphnia pulex (common water flea), 3599 nucleotides. Its product is annotated as glutaredoxin-3-like. Gene Ontology annotation, biological process: G protein-coupled receptor signaling pathway. The transcript has 6 exons. Bases 1085 to 2689 code for a protein of 534 amino acids. Gene Ontology annotation, molecular function: G protein-coupled receptor activity. Gene Ontology annotation, cellular component: plasma membrane. Lineage: Eukaryota; Metazoa; Arthropoda; Branchiopoda; Diplostraca; Daphniidae. The record is from RefSeq and is a predicted model, not a curated record.